GUGUGUUGUGUGUUAUUAACGCUUUAACAGUUGGCAAUUUUAACUUAACAACUAAAAUCUUUAGUGAAUUGACGUUUAUAAAAAAUAGGCGGAAAAUAUUUAAAUGUGGUAAUUUUUGUUGAAAUUUGUUGUUUAAUCAAAAAGAAUAUUUGUUGUAAUUUUUGUAGACCUAAUAAUAAUCUUAUAAGUGACCAUGUCUAAGAAGACAAAGGCGAUCGGUUUGGAUAACUUUGGUUCAACAGCUACAUUAGCCAAUAAUGAAGUAAGUGUGCCAUUGGGUAGUCAGGAUACCUUAAAUGAAAAAGAUUAUGACCCUUACGAGCAUAGAAAUGUAUUACAUUCAAACACAUAUUUUGGGGCCUUAGUACACUUACUAAAAUGUUCUUUGGGAACUGGAAUUUUGGCAAUACCUAGAGCCUUUAAGGCUUCAGGACUAGCAGUUGGAGUUGUUGGAACCGUUUUCAUUGGUAUAUUAUGCACAUAUACAAUACAUAUUUUGAUGGUAGCCUCUUUAAAAAUGUGCAAAUUAACCAAAAAACCUGGUCUAGAUUUUUCUGAAACUAUAUUUGAAAUUGUAAAACAUGGCCCAAAAGGUUGUAGAAAAUAUGCCCGAUCAGCAAAAAUUUUUGUUGAAUCUGGUCUAUUGCUGUCCCAUAAUGUUGUAGGUUCAGUAUUUAUUGUAUUUAUUAGUACUUCUAUAAAACAAUUAAUGGACCAACUCUACCCAGAACUGAUCGAAUACUCGGGCAGAUGGUACAUGGUGAUCAUCAUGGUUCUGUUGAUAAUUUUUUGUCAAGUGCGUGAACUCAAACACAUGAUACCUUUCUCUUUUACGGCCAACGCGAUGAUGGUCAUUGCCUUUGGAAUAACUCUUUACUACAUAUUCCUGAGAAUGGACAACGUGGAUUUCAAAGAAAUCAAGAUGGUUGGGAGUUUGACAGGGAUGCCCGUGUUUUUUAGCACUGUGAUGUUUGCCAUGGGAGGUAAUGGUUCAAUUCUUCCCCUGGAAAAUACAAUGAUAAAGCCCCAAUUUCUCGGUUGUUUUGGGUGUUGCCCAGGUAGCAAAAUGGUGCAUCUCAUUGGCAGUAUUCUUCACCUUCAUGUUGAUGUUUUAUGUUCCCAUAGACAUAACUUGGAGGAAAAUAAGUGGCCACAUCAGCGAGAAACGACACAAUUUGAGCCAGUUUCUUCUGCGCACAGGAAUAGUGAUACUUGCAUCUUGCAUUGCAAUUUUCGCUGGCGAACAUCUGGGUCCUUUGAUAGAGUUAGUCGGAUCGAUAUUUUUAUCCACUUUGGGGCUCAUGGUGCCCGCCAUAAUGGAUACGCUUAUAAACUGGGACAACUUGGGGUGUUUCUAUUGGAAAUUCUGGAAGAAUUUGGUGAUAUCAAUUUUUGGGCUGUUUGGGGCUGUCGUUGGGAGUUACUAUGCCAUUUUAUCGAUGGUUAAUGGGGAGUCGUGAUAUGUGGAUGUUUAUUAAUUAAUCUGUGAUAUUUUUAAAACAUUGCAUAUUAUAUUUUUUGACCUCCAAGCUUAAAUACAUUACAAAUACAAAAUAAAC
Molecule: messenger RNA, 1559 nt
Organism: Brassicogethes aeneus
Lineage: Eukaryota; Metazoa; Arthropoda; Insecta; Coleoptera; Nitidulidae
Source: the annotation of a GenBank genome assembly